AUGGCAGCUGCGGAGCUCAGUGAUGGUGGCCGUACCGACGGGUACUUGAAGUUUAGGACUUACAUGGACAGGCUGCCUAAUGUCAACGAGUACUUCCUAAGUCGUUGCAUCAACGCUGUGGACACAGAAAUCUACAGAGGCCAAGGCAAAGAGGCGCAGAAACAGUCCCGUGAUGACUGCUUGACCUUCGUCAAGGCCCUCAGGACGCUGGCCCGGAGGAUCUGUCUGGACCCAGGCGAAAAUCUCCGCCCUGAGCAGACUGCCGAGAUCACCAGAACUAGGGAGUUCUUGGGCCCUGAAUUCUUUCAAAAAAUGGGCUUCUAUGGUGUGGACAUUGUCCAUGCCGCUGGAGUCUGGACCUUUACGGAGUCUCGGCGCGCAGAGGAGGUGGUCGAUGACUACGAGCUUGGCAUUACACGCUUGACCUCUGCAAAUGAUGGGCACCAGGGCCAUUGA
Molecule: messenger RNA, 456 nt
Organism: Diaporthe batatas
Lineage: Eukaryota; Fungi; Ascomycota; Sordariomycetes; Diaporthales; Diaporthaceae
Exons: 3
Coding region: 1-456 (151 amino acids)
Source: RefSeq, a predicted model, not a curated record